UGGCGGCAAAACACAACGCUCACAAAAUAGUAAACAAGUGAGAAGGAGACGCAUGUGUGUAAUUAUCCUGUCCAUAUUUUGUUGUCUGUGACAACGUAUUGAAUACAGUAACGUUAAGGUCAAGGUAAUUGACAACGGAAAUAAACGUUUCCCGUCUUGACGUUAGUUAAACGUAGUUUUCUACCAAGCGCCACUGGAAACCCGUCAUUGAUCUAGAUUAACAGAUAAUUAUGUGGGGUGAAAUCGAGCCUCCCGCUAAAACACAGCCGAGUUUGUGUGACAGUGAAGACGCGUGUAAACCUCCAGAAGAACCGGGGACACAGCACAGAGAAUUUGACUUCGACCGCCCCCCACAGACGCAGCCGCCGUCACGGCGAGACGCCGAGUUCGUGAGCCAGGCUGAGUCCGCCUGCGUCAAUGACAUGGUGGAGGCCGUUGCCAUGAGUGGGAGCCCAGUGAAGAGCCAGCAGAAAGGAGAGGCUGAACUGACCCUGAAGGAGCGCAAAGAGGAGCUGCUGCAUCAGUACAGGAGCAGACCACUGGUGUUCCUGGAGAGGUACCAUGCUUUCCUCAAGCCCCAGAACCUAUCAGCGUUUGCCCACGUCUGCUCAGAUCCACGAGCUCAGCACUACAGCAAAGUGAUACAGAGACGAGCUGCGGCGUGCACCAACAGGACCAGGGUCCGAAACCAGCGCUACGCCGCCCUCAGGGCCCUGCAGAGGGAGGGUCAGUAUUUCAGUGAGGAACAGAUGCGAAUCAGGGAGCCGCUGCUGUAUGAACAGUAUAUUGGCCAGUACCUGACUGACGAGGAGGUGCUGGAGCGCUCCCAGGAGGCCAUGCAGGGCGGUGCACAGGGGGCACAAGGAGGAAGCACAGCAGGGCUCGCCCACCUCCUCCUCAGCUCCUACCAGGAGCAGCUCAUCCAGAAUCGUCUGCAGGAGGAGCAGGAGAGAGAGGAGGGAGCACAGGAGGAGGACGAGGAUGAAGAAGACGAAGAUAAUGAUGUCCAGCAGCAGGAAGGGGAGCCCACCCCGCAGGAGAAGGCUCUGCUCAGGGAGGAGUUCAUCAGUCAGAUGCACCAGCGCUUCCUAGAGGGCAAAGACAAGGAUUUCGACUACAGUGAGGUGGAUGAGAACCCAGACUAUGACAACUUGGACAUCGUCAGCAGAGAUGCAGAGGAUAAAUACUUUGAUGAAGAGGAGGAUGACGAAGAGGAAGAAGAAACUAUGGCAGAAUAGCAGUUGUCGUAGUAACAGUAGCAUCAACUGGUUAACACUCACUGCUUUGAACUGUAAAUACAAAUGUGCAAAACGAGGGUAUGUAUUCUAUUUUGUAAUGUCACACAUGAAUGCAAACACAGCUGGUAAUAAAUAUUGUUUUGAGUCUUUUGUAAUUUGAUUGAAUUUGAUAUUUACAGACACCGAGCAGCCGCUUUGUUCUCCCAUUUGUACAAAAAUGACACCGUUUGGCUCAAAACGUGGAAACAGAAAAUAAAGAUCCUACUGUCCAGACACUAAUGAUCAGCUGUGUCACUGAGCAGGCAGAUUAAUAGUUUAACUUUCCGACACCUCAACUCGUUUUCUUCUCAGCCUGAAGGCAAAAUAUGACAUGUAGUGUCUUGUUUAGAGCAUCAGGCACUGCCUGGUAGUAAACACAAGAAGCUGAAGUAUCCUGCUUUACUGUUUCUGUGUCGGCCAA
This is a messenger RNA of Chelmon rostratus (copperband butterflyfish), 1698 nucleotides long. RefSeq names its product coiled-coil domain containing 97 (gene ccdc97). Bases 231 to 1238 code for a protein of 335 amino acids. NCBI's taxonomy places the organism in Eukaryota, Metazoa, Chordata, Actinopteri, Chaetodontiformes, Chaetodontidae. The transcript is spliced from 7 exons. The record is from RefSeq and is a predicted model, not a curated record.